Messenger RNA from Cannabis sativa, 1784 nucleotides. RefSeq names its product bifunctional dihydrofolate reductase-thymidylate synthase. NCBI's taxonomy places the organism in Eukaryota, Viridiplantae, Streptophyta, Magnoliopsida, Rosales, Cannabaceae. Gene Ontology annotation, cellular component: mitochondrion. Bases 209 to 1069 code for a protein of 286 amino acids. Gene Ontology annotation, biological process: glycine biosynthetic process; folic acid metabolic process; dihydrofolate metabolic process. Gene Ontology annotation, molecular function: dihydrofolate reductase activity; NADP binding. The transcript is spliced from 2 exons. The record is from RefSeq and is a predicted model, not a curated record.
CUAAACACAAUAUUAGAAUUAGGAUUAUCAACCAAGAGUAGACACAAUCUCACUCUCCAAUUCCAACCCCCCAACCGAGAAGCCACCCCCAUACCCAUUCUCAAGUCAAAGCUAUUCAAUGUAAUUGAUUUAAGCUUGAGAAGUAAAUGGGCUGGCUUUUGUUCUAAACCAUUUCAACCUAAUUUCCUAUCUAAUCGUUCCCAGAGUUAUGUUUCGGUUCAGUCUACACCGAUCGUUGAAACCUCAUCCCCAAAUUCGCUUACCCAUUUUCGAUUCUGUGCAUGCAUCUUCUUCACCAUUGUUCGGUGUGCUCAAAGGGGUUCUGAAAUUCCCUGUGCGUUCGAGUUUUUCGGGUCAAGAAGGUGAUGGUGGAGACUGUCAGAGGAGAUAUCAAGUUGUGGUUGCUGCCACUACUAAUAUGGGCAUUGGAAAGAACGGGAAGCUGCCAUGGAAGUUGCCUUCGGACCUCAAAUUUUUCAAGGAGCUUACCACAACAACACUAGACCCAACUAAGGAGAAUGCCGUAAUAAUGGGUAGGAAAACUUGGGAAAGUAUUCCCCUUCAGUUCCGCCCUCUUCCUGCUCGACUUAAUGUCAUUUUGACUCGUUCUGGAAGUGUUGAUGAUGAUGAUGAUGAUGAUGAUUCCAUUUCAGAAAAAGUUGUCGUGUUUGAAAGCAUUUCAUCAGCUUUGAAAAUGUUAGCUCAGUCUCCUUAUUCUCAGUCCAUUGAGAGAGUUUUUAUCAUUGGGGGUGGCCAAGUAUUGAGUGAAGCUCUGAAUUCUCCUGAAUGUGAUGCCAUCCAUAUUACUAAAAUUGAGACAAGUAUUGAUUGUGAUACUUUCAUUCCUUCCAUUGAUUUGUCAUUGUUUAAACUGUGGUACUCUUCCCAACCUUUGGUGGAGAACAAUAUUCAGUUUAGCUUUGCUACUUAUGUUCGUGUGAGAAGUUCUAGGAUUAGUCAGAAACUCCAAGCAGAGAGUUUUAGAUUUCUGCCAAAGAUGAUAUUUGAGAGACUUGAUGAGCAUUUAGUUCAAGAAAUCACCUCAAGUGAUUCCCAGAAAGAUGACUAGACAGACACCUAAUUUAACUUCAUGAAGACUUGAUUGUCAGGUAAUUUAGAAACUUUAACUUUGGUUCAAUGGCAUUUUGGGUGAUCAUAAGGAUUUUUAAGUUUGUUUUGUAAUAUAGCUCUUUUGAUCUUCUUGUACAGAUGCAAUUCAAACUUGGCAAGUGCGUUUCUAUCCAAGAACUAUAAUCAGUGGUUGCUCAAAUGCAUAGCUUAGGCUAAGUUUUAUAGUUUGCUGAUCAUUCAUUUGAUCACAUCAGGAUGCAUAUGCUGAUUUUACAGGCCAAAUAUUUGUUCAGUUGGCAAAGAUAAAUUGAUCAAAUCAAGAACACCCCAGAUAAUGAUGAGGGAAUCAGCCUAUCAGUACCAUCAGAUCACUUGUUCAAGUUAUAUAAUACUACCCACAUUUCUCUUACUGUUCCUUUGAACAUUACAUCAUAUUCUUAACUGACAUGAACGAUUGCUCAUGUUUGUGGUAUGCAAGUUCUUCUUCAAUUGUUUUAUAAGUGGUAUUUAGGAAAUUAUUAGACCUAAAUCACCCUAACAAAACCGGCUUGUUAGGGGAUUGUCCUCACCUUAUUAAAUGGAUCGAGUAUAUAUUUUCGGUCGUGAGACUCUAAUGUUACAUGAAUAGAACUCAUAUCGGACCUCGACCGGAGCAGCUUUUGCUGUGAGUGAUAGAGAAUCCAAGAACAUAAAGCAGGAUUCUUUGUUGUUUA